CCAGUCAGGUUUAUCUUCUCAGGGUGCAGCCAUGCCUGAGAUCUAAGUCUUAAGAAUCUGGUCUCGCUUGCUCAACCUGUUACUGAAGGAAGGGUUAAAGAAAAACGAUAUAGAAAGACACAGAGGACUCCGAAAGUCAUAUUCAGAAAGACAAGAGUGAGAGAAAGAGACCUUAAAGAUGUCUGUCUGAGGGAAAUGGACACAGUUAAAUCCAGUAAUCCAUCAAAAGGACCAGAACUGAGCAAUGUCAUGGCCCCAGAGGAAAGUGCCCUCGAUGACAAGAAUGACAGACAGCGGGAGGAAGAGAAAGAGGCAGACACAGACACUCCUGAUGGAUCUGCACUACCAUCCGUCGCUCAGAAGAGGGCACAAGAGAAACACAGAUACAACACUGUAGGCUACCAGAAAAAGAAGCAGAGGGCAGCUGUGGACUUUUCUACAGUGGGCAAGGGAACAUCUGUCGUGGUGAAGAGCAGAGGUGCAUUAAAGCAGGCACUUUUUAGCCAGGGAGUGUCUGACAAAAAUGGCACAUUAGAGGAGCGAUCAGUUGGUGGGCAGUUGGACGCGCUAAAACAGGUUCUGGAUGCUUUCAACAUACCUGCAGACCUGAGGUGGGCAUGGGGGGAGGGAGGUGCUGAAAUAACACUGGAAAAGAGCUGGACGGACAUAGUGGACUCUCAUGAGUCUAUGUCAAAAACCCAACGGCACCAGCAGGAGGCGCUGUGGGAGCUUAUUAAUACUGAGCUUACCUACAUCAACAAACUCACUAUUGCCAAAGACCUCGUGAUGGCAGCACUGUCGCACUGUCACAGAAAUGGAUUCCUUCUGGACGUAAGCCCCACAAUACUCUUUUCCAAUCUUCCUUCUAUCCUUGAUGCACAUCGACUCUUUUGGCAAGAGGUGAUGUAUCCAAUGUUAAAAGAGGUCCGUCUCACUGGAAGACCUUUUGACCCUCUCAGACUUGAGCCAGGAUGUUUGCAAUUUCCUGAACGUUUUCCUGCAUACUUUGAAUACUGUUUGGAAGAGGAGAGAAAUGUGGAGUUUACUCGCAGACAGCUCGACACAAACCCACAGUUUCACACGUAUCUUACGUGGGUGGAGAAUCAUCCACAGUGUGGGCGAAUGAGACUGGGCGAUAUGCAGGCCAAACCACACCAGAGAAUUACCAAGUACCCUCUUUUGCUGAAAGCUGUGCAGAAGACCACAGAAGACCUCCCCACUAAAAAUGCACUUGAAAGAAUGUUGAACAGUGUCAAUAAUUUUCUAGAAUCUAUCAAUGGCUAUUUGCAAUUUAAAGAAGAUACUCUGGCUCUUUCUGCUGCCGCUCAAAGGAUAGAGGGAUACAAGAUAGAAGGUCUGAGUGAAGAACUAGACAAGUACAUUUGUGAGUACUGCUGCUUUGAUUUGAUGAGCCCGGUAAGAGGGGUGGGAGCAACUGUCAUACGAAAGCAAUUAAUGGAAGAAGCUUUGAAGGUCAGAUUACGAAAGGAAACCAAGGAGCUUGUGGUCCUGCUCUUCACGGAUGUGUUGUUGAUGACUAAAACGCAGAAGAAAUCAGAAAAGCUGAAGGUAGUGCGCCCCCCUCUGCCUCUGGAGAGAAUACACUGCAUUGAGCUCAGAGAUGGAUAUUCGUUUGUGUUAGUGGAGGUUGGUGAUUUAGGUUGUGCUGUCAGUGUGAACUUCCUGUCCACACCCAGUCCAGACAGCUGUGCGUCAUGGGUGUCUGCUCUGCGUGAGACUCAGGCAGCCUUAGAGACUUUGAGGAAAAAUGAAACAAACAAAACCCUGGAGACAGUAAGUACGACAGACUUUGGUGGAUCAGAGAGACCCAUUCAGGAUGAACUGUCUGACAAAGUCAUGGGGGAUCCUGAUGGCCAAUCAGUAUCUGAUAGAUCUGAUAGUGAUAUUGACACAGCUGAGCAUGUGAGGCUACAUCCUUUCCAUACGCGCAAGUCUGAGACAGAAAUGUUGAUGGAUGUAGAGCAAAGUAAAGUUCAGCAGCUGGACAGGAACUCUUCACUGAUUGGUCAACAGAACGAUCAGAGCCAAUCAGCUCAUGAAGAAGUUGUGGGAAAGACUGAUACAACUGCAUUAAAAACUGAAGAAGGGAGAAACAAGAAUUAUAGUAAGCAGUUGGAUGAGGAAGAGGGACUAUCUAAAAUAUCAGAAAGGCGAGUGACAUGGAAACAUGGACAACGAUCAUCUUCAAACUCUAAAGAUGUUGCACAACAGGACUUACCUGUGAGAAACCAGUCGAAUGGUUCAUUCUCAUCGUUGCCUGGUGGAGAUAUGAAGAAAAAUGGCACUUCUAGCCAAUCCUUGCCAAGCACUUCUGCACCAAACAAACUUCCAAUACCUGCAUCAGCAUAUGGGGCACAUGGGGAACCAAUGCAUCCGAAUCAAGAAGAUGACUCUCAAGAAAUCAGGAGAAACUCUUUGUACAGCCAGUCAGGAGAUGAUGAUCAGUUCCUCACAGAAUCAGGAAGGUUCUCCAGGAAACUGAAGUCUCCUCGCAUUCGGAGGAGACGUCCGAAUAAUGUGCAACCAUCUCUCCCUUCUGAUAGUUCCAGGACAACUGUGAACGGCUUAGAACUUACCUCCAAUGCAAAGUCCAAUACAAAGAACCAGAGAAGAGAAUCCGACCCUUCCAUUAAAUCCCAAGAUUCCCACCGAGUGCUAAAGCUGGGAUCUCUAAAAAACAACCAUGGGACUUUAUGGAAUGUUCCUGAAAAAAAAUUGUCACCGGUCCCUCAGACGCACUCUGAACCUGAGCAGACACAUGAUGGGAAGGUUCAAAAGAAACCAAUCAAACUGAAGAAACAGAGGAGCGCCUCCAUCCCGGAGAUCAGAUCUCUCCCGCCUUCUCAUAGACACAGCCCCUCGCCUCCACCAGGCCUUGAUCCCCAGCUUCACCCUUCUCCGCUCCAGGAUCUGCUGCAGAGGGCGAAGGAACGGGAAAAGGAACGUGGACUGGGAAAAAGAAAGGGGAAGAAAAAAACUGUAUCUCUACAAAAUUCUCCAACUAUCUCUGCCUCUCCAUCACCGUCAGUCAGUGAAGGAGAGAGAGAAGCAGAAAGAGAGGAAUCAGCAGUACCCAGAAUGAUAUCUGCACAUGGAUGGAGAGAGGGCAACGUGGAUGGAAGUGAGGAUGAGAUGAAAGAGAGCAAUAAUGUCCUAGAGGGCAUCAGCGUGGACUGGCCAGGCUGGUGUUUUGACGACGAGGAGGUUUUUGACUUUCAGUACUUUGAUGAUGAAAACUGGUUUGGCAAGAAUCAGACCACAAAUGAGCCCCGGAUGUCAGAGACGAAAGAUGAAACAGAAUGUAGUGAGGUAUAGUCUUAGAAAUGUGUGAAAAGUGUUUGGAGAAAUGUAAUAUAUGUUAAGUUCUGUGGUGUUGUUUAAUAAUUAUGUAGCAUGACUAUUAUAGUCAUAUUAUAUAUUUGAGUGAUAUAUACAGCCUGCACACAGUUGUUUUUUAAAUGAAAGAUUAACAUAGUGUCUAUUGUUAUUAUUAUAUGUAUUUGUGUACAGAAUGUUUUCUCUGUAUAGCAAUAAAAAUGUUUUUAACUAUGCACAAGAAACAAAAAAAGAUUAAAUUAA
Molecule: messenger RNA, 3600 nt
Organism: Labeo rohita (rohu)
Lineage: Eukaryota; Metazoa; Chordata; Actinopteri; Cypriniformes; Cyprinidae
Gene: plekhg6
Product: pleckstrin homology domain containing, family G (with RhoGef domain) member 6
Exons: 15
Coding region: 196-3336 (1046 amino acids)
Biological process (GO): endothelial cell migration; Rho protein signal transduction
Cellular component (GO): plasma membrane; endocytic vesicle; axon
Molecular function (GO): guanyl-nucleotide exchange factor activity
Source: RefSeq, a predicted model, not a curated record